Messenger RNA from Teleopsis dalmanni, 566 nucleotides. RefSeq lists its product as uncharacterized. The record is from RefSeq and is a predicted model, not a curated record. The transcript has a single exon. Bases 56 to 493 code for a protein of 145 amino acids. NCBI's taxonomy places the organism in Eukaryota, Metazoa, Arthropoda, Insecta, Diptera, Diopsidae.
UGAAGAAAAGUCUGAAAGUGAAAUUCUAAGUGAAUUGUUGGCUACCGCCGCAGCUAUGAAAACUCCUAAAAAAAAAAAGAAAAUUAUUAAAAAAAGCGGGAAAGAAAGUAAGGAAUUACAAAUCAGAUAUGAGAGUCGCUUUAUCGAUGUAGGCUCACUAUUAUUUGGAGGUAUUUUUGGUUUAGGUGAAAAGCUACAGCAUAGAGUUAUAAUGGCUCGUUCUACAGUACAAUGUUUAUUAGUUCCACGCUAUUGGCUAUUCGAACCAAAUCAAAAUCCUGGUAAUAUUUGGCAAAGACGACGUUUUUAUCUAAAUACUAGCAUUCCAUCAAGAGAAAAUUUGUUUAUUGACUUCUUAAGAGAAAAGGAGUGGCGAAAGUUUAAAAAUGAAGUCGUCAGUAGAGUUCUGGAAGAUGCUGUGUCUGGUAAUACAACCAAGGUACAAGAUAUUCCAAUUAUUUGUCGCAUCAUCGAAGAUAGCGGAGAUGAUUAAAUUCUGUUAUAAGUAAAACCACUUAUAUAUUUUUUUCAAAUUUUUUGUUUAGAAAUAAAUACUAAAACCACAA